AAAAACCGACGUCUCUCUCUUCUGUCUCUCUCACCGCCUCUUUCUUCUCUGCUUGGGAUCUCUAUCUCUCUUUCUCCAUGAUUAAAUCUCUAAAACCAGGGAGUUUUUUGGUUUUGGAUUCUCUGAAAAAUUAGCAAAGUCUUCGUCUUUUGUUUCCUGCUGUUUGCAUAGUCCUCAUUGAAGCUUUUUCUCCCAAUCUUAAUGUUCUAAAGCUGAAGUUUAAGUCUUUUUUUUCUAUUUAAUGAAAAUGAUCUUGGCUUAACCCUGGUACCAACAACGACGUGAAUGAAAGUUGGGAGAGUUGUGAAAACAAUCUUGCUCCUAGCAGUGUUCAAGAACAUCAAAUCGAAGGUGAUUGGUUUAAGGAAUUCAUACAACACCGUUAAGGCAGUUGUGAAGGCCUUGAAUGCAGUUGAAACCCCAAAGGAUGUUCAAGAGAAGUUUGGCCGGACAGUUGUUGAGAAAUAUCUCCUGUAAAAGCUGGUGCCUUCAUGGCUUUGGUAUGUAGUGUUGAGUUUUGGAUUAAAUCCUAUGUUUGGUUUUAGAUUAGUAGUGUGUUUCUUACAUCACAGCUGAAUUCAUCGUUUACGGUCUUGGUGAAAAAUAAAGUAGUUAAGAAUAC
This is a messenger RNA of Arabidopsis arenosa, 622 nucleotides long. NCBI's taxonomy places the organism in Eukaryota, Viridiplantae, Streptophyta, Magnoliopsida, Brassicales, Brassicaceae. The record is from the annotation of a GenBank genome assembly.